Molecule: messenger RNA, 2892 nt
Organism: Eimeria necatrix
Lineage: Eukaryota; Apicomplexa; Conoidasida; Eucoccidiorida; Eimeriidae
Product: DNA replication licensing factor, putative
Biological process (GO): double-strand break repair via break-induced replication; DNA replication initiation; mitotic DNA replication
Cellular component (GO): MCM complex; nucleus
Molecular function (GO): single-stranded DNA binding; ATP binding; single-stranded 3'-5' DNA helicase activity
Source: RefSeq, a predicted model, not a curated record
AUGGCGGCCACCGCCACUGCCUCAGAGGGGCCCAGGGGCCCCUUCGCCACCCCUGAGGCCCCGGGGGCCCCCCAGCAGUCUAUGGCGGGCCCCUCUGGCUUUGCCUCUACAGCCAACAACAAUGCUUCGGGCAGAGACGACCCUGCCACAGUGCAGGACAGGAACUUCGCCAUAUUCUUUGCCCAUUUUUUGAGGGUUUUUAAAGGGCCAGAUCCUUCAGCCGACGACCUGGAGCAAGCAGAAGCUGCAGAGGGGCUGCCUUCCGACAUCUCAGGCACGCACAAUAAGGAGCACUGCUACCUGCGCCGGCUGGCAGCUUCUCUUCGCCUUCUCUCUUCUUGCAAAACCCUCAAAGUCCAUUUAGCUGAUGUAGAGAGUUGGGCCCCCCAGGGGGCCCCUGUGGACGACGCAGGCCUGAAGUUGGCUCACCACAUCCGCAAGAACUACAUUAGGAUUCAGCCGCUGCUGCAGGAGCGGGUGCAGCAAAUGGCGGAUGAAGUGGCGCAGCGCAUUUCCUGCAACCCUGCUACGGUGUUUCUGCAGCUCCACGACGUGCCGCGAUACGUGCAUAGCAUAAGCAGCAUUCGCUGCAGCAUGCUUGGCAGCAUCUGCUGCAUCAAGGGUUUAGUCACCCGCACUACAGAUGUCCGCCCGGAGCUGCUGCACGGGGCUUUUCUGUGUGGGGACUGCGGCAAUAUAGAGGAGGGGGUGGCGCAGGCUUUCAAGUACACCCAGCCCGUCAAGUGCUCCAGCCCCCAGUGCCACAACAGCCUCGACUGGAGGCUGGUCACAGAACUUUCCAAAUUCAGCGACUGGCAAAAGCUGCGGCUGCAGGAGCCCUCGGGGGAGAUGCACGCAGCAGCAGUGCCGCGCUCCAUAGACGUCAUCGCCAGGCACUCACUGGUUGAUUGUGUUUACGCCGGCGACGUGGUGUUGGUCACGGGGGCUUUAAUUGCUGUGCCAGAUAUUCCAGCGCUUCUAAAGCCUGGAGAGCUGCCGCGGUCGGUCUCGCGCCAAGCGCGGCAGCGCUCAGAAGCCCUCGGGGGCAGCGCACUUCGAGGGCUUAAGGGUUUAGGGGUUAGGGAGUUGAACUUCAAGAUUUGUUUUUUGGCAAUUAACAUUGAGUCUCUUUCCACGGCGCAGCAGGAGCAGGCCGCCGACGACGGCAGAGAACUGUUUCAAGCCAGCGACUUUCUAAGCAGAGGAGCCUUCGAGUGGAUUCGAGAAGUUGCGGAGCGCCCAGAUUGCCUUUCUUACCUCGUUCGGAGCGUUGCGCCCAGAGUGUGGGGCUACGAAGAUAUCAAGAAGGGAGACCUCAACAUGUGCAUUGUGGGGGACCCUUCGACCAGCAAAAGCCAGCUGCUGACUUGGGUGGAGUCUUUUGCCCCUCGAGCGGUUUUUGCUUCCGGCAAGGGCUCCACAGCAGCGGGGCUCACCGCCGCAGUCGUCAGAGAUCCGGACCAGGGAGACUACGUGUUGGAGGCAGGCGCCCUCAUGUACGCUGACCAAGGGAUUUGCUGCAUCGACGAGUUCGACAAAAUGGAUGAAAAAGACAGAGUGGCGAUUCACGAGGCAAUGGAGCAGCAGACAAUUUCAAUAGCCAAGGCUGGCAUUCAGGACCGUGUGGGGCUGGCUGGGGAUCGUGUGAGAUCGCCUGGGAUCGCCUGGGAUCGCCUGGGAUCGCCUGGGAUCGUCUGGGAUCGUGUGGGAUCGUGUGGGGUGCUGGGGCUCAGGCGACGCGCGCGGGCGAGCGUGCUGGCUGCAUGCAACCCGCGCUUCGGGCGCUACGACCGCAGCAAAAGUUUUGCUGCUAAUGUUCAUAUUCCUGCGCCGCUGCUGUCGCGCUUCGAUUUGCUUUUCACUUUAAUUGACGAGGCUGACGAGGCCCGAGACAGCGCCAUCUUCGACCACCUCGCCGCUUACCACAUGAGCCCUGAGGACGCCGCAGCAACAGCAACAGCACAAGCAGCAGCAGAUUCUCUAACUCAAGAUGAGCUGCGCCUCUACGUCGAGUGUGCGCAAAAGCUCAAACCCAUCAUGACCGACGAGGGCAAGCGGCGGCUGAUGGAGGCUUACGUGGCGCUGCGGCUGAUGGACGCGCAGCCAGGGCUGCAGCACAACAUGAGGAUUACUGUUCGUCAAUUGGAGUCUCUCAUUCGCUUAUCGGAGGCGGUCGCUCGCCUUCACUUCAGCGACUUCGUCCGAGAGGAGCACGCGAAAGAAGCCGUCAACAUAUUCAGAGCUUCUCUCCACCGCAUAAUGCACACAGAAGACAUCCGGCUGACUGAGCCAGCAGCAGCAGCAGCAGAGAGCGACAAGCGGCAGGAAGGCGAAGGCGAGGACGGCGCUGCUGCUGCAGCAGCAGCAGGACCGCAGCAGGAAAUGCACAUUUCUCAAGACGAUUACAGACGCAUAGCUUCUCAAAUAAUAGAUUACAUUUCGCAAAAAGAAGCUGCAGCAGCAGCUGAAACUGACUCCUUCCAAGGAGUGUCUUCGCACGCGGUCAUUGAAUGGUGGCUAGAAGAUGUGCUGCAGCCAGAUGACGCAGAAGUACUGGAUGAAUGGUACAGAAAGCUGCGGCUGAUUGUGCAGCGGCUGAUAGACCAAGACGGGUAUUUGCUGGGCCAGCCAGUUCCUGGGGGCGGCGACGGCGAGCUGCUGCUGCGGGUGCACCCGAACGUCUGCGACAUCAGCAGCAGCAGCAGCAGCAGCAGCGCAGUGAUGGCCUUCGGCUACAAGUCCUUUGGCUUCCAGGAAGACACGGAGGCAGCAGCAGCAGGAGCAGCAGCAGCAGGAGCAGCAGCAGAUGACGGCGACCUCACUACGGAAGAAUUCGAAAGGAUUCAGCAGCUCAUUGAGCAGGGCCCCCCCGAUGCUGAUCUUGAUCAAUAA